This is a messenger RNA of Ricinus communis (castor bean), 1090 nucleotides long. RefSeq lists its product as uncharacterized. The record is from RefSeq and is a predicted model, not a curated record. NCBI's taxonomy places the organism in Eukaryota, Viridiplantae, Streptophyta, Magnoliopsida, Malpighiales, Euphorbiaceae.
UGAAGUUUCCUAUAUGCUUUUUUCUUAUCAAAAUUUUAGUCUUUAAUUUUCUUUAAUUAUAAAUUUUCAAACUCGUAUAAUUUCCUAGAAGCUGUGCUCUGACAAUGAUUGAUCAAGAUUUUAGCUUUUCUUUUGUUUUUCUCUUUCCACUAGAAUUUAAAUGGACCCUUCUAUUAUCUUCCCCACUAUCUUUAAUGGGUUGCUGUUGAUGUCUGUUCCCUCUGCUUUUGUCUUCUCUUCUUUUAUUGUUUCAGAAAAAUCUUUAUAUGCUUCUUUCUCAGGUAUAGAUAGAUUAUACAUAUAUAUAUAUAUAUAUUGGUGUUUUGAGGUGAUCUCUUGGAUAAAAUAUAUAAACAUUUAUAUAUCGAUGGCUGGUAUGUUACCUGGUGUUGAAUGUGCUAGAAGAAGAAGGUUUCAUCAAAGCAGUGAUUCAACUGCGGCCGCCGCAUACGGUGGCUCUACAAGAAGGUCCUCUUUUUGCUUGUAUACGGGCAACCAUGAAUCUUCCCAUGGUUCAACCUCUUCUUUGCAAAGAAACAUAUUAAGCAAGGUAUAUGAGGAUGAGAAGCUAGGAGGAGUAGCAAGACAAGCCAAGGAGAGAUUAGAUGAGAGGCUGAGAACACAAAGGAAAUCAUCAUCUAAAAGGCGCAGUAGCACAGGAAACUUGAGUGGCAGAGCAGAAGGCAGGCCAGUGGGAGAAGGAGAAUUGCAGACAGAGGUAUAUGGGUUGAAGAAGAGUAGCAGUAGUGGGUCUAAGUUGUUUAAUUGGGCCAAAUUGAGUUGGAAGGCAGCUGACCAAGAUGAGUGCACCAUCUGCCUUGAAAGGUUCAAGUCUGGUGAGACCUUGGUGCACCUGCCUUGUGCACAAGUACCAUUGCAGAUGCCUGGUGCCAUGGCUAGAGAACAAUGCUCAUUGCCCUUGUUGCAGAAUGGAAAUACAUGUUCAAUUUUCCUAGGCUCAAUUUGACAUUUUCUUUUUUAAAAUCUGUUUAUUGUAGAUAUCAUGGGAUUAUUAAAUCGCUUCCCUACUACCAGUGUACUGAAAAAAGAAUUGGCAUAAUAGUCUGAUAUGCUCCUCUUAUAAUUAUCA